AUGUUCUUUUCUGGAGCUGACUUGAAACCAGCCUUCAGGCUAUCCAGGAGCAGCAUCAACAUGCUGGUCCAGAUGCUGCCCCGGCAAAAAGCCCAUGGAUGGAGCCAUGAAAUGGAGGUGCUGGUCCCGGUGUACUGGCUUGCCUGUGGAGCUUCCUACAGGGUAACUGCAGACAUCUUUGCCAUGCCACUAGCCACCGUUUGCAGGACCGUCCACAACGUCGUGGAGGAAAUGAUGACCAUCCUCCACAGAGUAAUUCAUUUCCCCAAACCAGAGGAGAUGGAGGAGGUGGGGGCUGGCUUUGUUCGCCUUGCUGGCCAUGAGGCAUUCCGCUGUGCUGCCAGUGCCAUCGACGGGUGCCACAUCAGGAUUCUUCCUCCUGCAGAGCCACAGAAGAAAUGCUACAUAAACAGAAAACUUUUCCCCUCAGUGCUACUGCAGGGCAUCUGUGAUGCCAAGGGCGCAUUUCUGGAUGUGUACAUUGGAAAUACGGGAUCUGUACAUGACGCACUCGUACUUAGAAGAUCUCCGAUGUACAAGCAGGCCCUGUAUCCACCAGCUGGGUACAUACUAUUAGGAGAUGGAGGAUACCCGUGCCUGCAGCGUCCUGUUGCCAUCAUGACACCAUACCGCCAGCCUGUAGCAAGCCAAGUUGAAGCCCGGUACAACAGGCACCAUGCAAAGGCAAGGAACAUUAUUGAGCAUCCUGAAAACUGCUGGCGCUGGCGCUCCAUCUUCCUGAGGGCCCUGGAGAUCUGGCCUCUGUUCGCCCCGAAGGUGAUUGGUGCCUGCUGCAUUCUCCACAACAUGUGUGUGGCAGCAGGUGAUAUCCUGGAGGAGGAGGAGGAGGAGGAGGAGGAGGAGGAGGGACCAGAUGACAGCGAGGAUGUUGCAGAAGUCGUUCAGAGGGAGCUGUCGGGGAACGGUGUCCGAGGAAGGCUUGCUGCCCAGCUUUCUGCUCCUGGAGAACUGCCUGCAUGUCUGGGUGAACAUGACUACACCUAG
Molecule: messenger RNA, 1005 nt
Organism: Anoplopoma fimbria (sablefish)
Lineage: Eukaryota; Metazoa; Chordata; Actinopteri; Perciformes; Anoplopomatidae
Product: putative nuclease HARBI1
Exons: 2
Coding region: 1-1005 (334 amino acids)
Source: RefSeq, a predicted model, not a curated record